GCCUUAUUGCUCAAAAAACAAACGACUAGAGCGUCAAGACCAAGAUGAUAAGAUAUCCAAGCGCCACUGUCCACCACCAACUGAAAUAUCUCCAUGUCCCAACAAAUUUACAUCACUCAUUCAUCAAUCUCAUACCCCAUUCCUUUCCACUACCACCACACAAGCCUCACACCACCCUUCCUUCUCUGAGACUGGUGAAGCCUCUCCACUGCACACCACCAUCAUCCACCAUGGAUUCCAGCUCCACCAACACUGAAGAAGUAGCCUACGACCUCUCCCCCAUCAUGAAAGUUUACAAAAACGGCCGUGUAGAGAGGCUAGCCGGUGUAGAUUUUGUUCCCACAGGCCUUGACCCCAAAACCAACGUUGAAUCCAAAGACGUUGUUAUCUCCGAAGAAGAUGGCAUAUCAGCGAGGAUUUUCAUUCCGAAAUCGACUAACCCUCCGCCGCAGAAGCUUCCUGUUCUUGUUUACUUUCACGGCGGCGCGUUCUGCAUAGAAACGCCGUUUUCUGCGAACUACCACAACUACGUUACCUCUGUUGCCUCGCUUGCGAACGUGAUUGGUGUGUCUGUUCACUACCGGAGGGCGCCGGAGCACCCUGUUCCGAUAGCGCAUGAAGAUUCAUGGCGGGCACUGAAAUGGGUCGCUUCCCAUGUCGGUGGAAACGGCCCUGAUCCGUGGCUGAACGAGCACGGCGAUUUUGGGAAAAUGUUCUUCGCCGGAGACAGCGCCGGUGCCAACAUAGCACACUAUUUGGGUGUUCGGGUCGGGUCGGAAGGUUUGGGUUUUGAUGGUGUGAGGAUUGAAGGGUUAGUGUACGUGCAUCCAUAUUUCUGGGGUGGUGAACGAAUUGGGAAGGAGGGAGAUAGGCCUGAGUAUGUGCAGAAGGUGCAUGAUUUGUGGCGGUUUUCGUACCCGACCACGAGUGGAUCCGAUGACCCGCUUUUAAACCCGGCUAAGGAUCCGAAUCUUGGGAAGCUAGCUUGUGGGAGAGUGCUUGUUUGUGUGGCUGGGAAUGAUUUGUUGAGGGAUAGGGGUUGGUACUACAAAGAGUUGCUUGAGAAGAGUGGGUGGAGUGGAGAAGUGGAGGUGUUGGAAGCAAAGGAUGAGGAGCAUGUGUUUCAUAUGUUCAAACCAACAUGUGAGAAUGCUAUGGUUUUGCUCAACCAAGUUGUCUCAUUCAUCAAGCAGGAAUGACCAUAUAUAGUAGUUGUAUCAUGUUUCUUCUGUUUUAAUUUUCUGCUUUAUUGUAUGACCGUUUCUUCCUGAAUCGACUUAUGAAUAUCAGGUCGACUCAGAACAUAAACUUUCGUUGCAAGUGAAAAAAAGUGAGUCAUAUGCACAAGACAAGAGGACUCCCAUUAUAUA
Lotus japonicus is the source of this 1370-nucleotide messenger RNA. RefSeq names its product probable carboxylesterase 12. The transcript has a single exon. Gene Ontology annotation, molecular function: hydrolase activity. The record is from RefSeq and is a predicted model, not a curated record. NCBI's taxonomy places the organism in Eukaryota, Viridiplantae, Streptophyta, Magnoliopsida, Fabales, Fabaceae. Bases 45 to 1199 code for a protein of 384 amino acids.